This is a messenger RNA of Leptinotarsa decemlineata (Colorado potato beetle), 4532 nucleotides long. It is a transcript of the gene Edem2, whose product is annotated as ER degradation enhancer, mannosidase alpha-like 2. NCBI's taxonomy places the organism in Eukaryota, Metazoa, Arthropoda, Insecta, Coleoptera, Chrysomelidae. Gene Ontology annotation, cellular component: membrane; endoplasmic reticulum. Gene Ontology annotation, molecular function: mannosyl-oligosaccharide 1,2-alpha-mannosidase activity; calcium ion binding. Gene Ontology annotation, biological process: endoplasmic reticulum mannose trimming; mannose trimming involved in glycoprotein ERAD pathway; carbohydrate metabolic process. The record is from RefSeq and is a predicted model, not a curated record.
AUAUUGUUCCUCUUGGUGACGUCAUGUAAUUCGGUCGAUAUGUCUUCAAAUGACGUUCUUUACAAGAGUAAAUAUUUUAAUUAAGCUCCUCCCAUCCGAAGACAGGUCAGCAGUUGCCAGCUGAGGUUUUGGCAAAAAGUGGAAAGGGCGAUCUGUCAUUUUUGCCUUUAUGUGAUGGUUUGAAGUUACUAAAUUAUACCGAUAACUGUUUAGAGUGUUAGUAGCACAAAUAGUUCAAAAUUUGUGAACAAUGUCUCCUGCAAUAGCAAGCGCACUUGAAAUAACUUACCUUAACUGAUAAGAAUUCUUAUCAUUUCUGUUUUGACAGUAGCAUUAACAAUAUGUUAUUAAGUACAAAACGAUUUCCUUGACGAAUUUUUCGUUGCCUUUAAAAUGAUUUUCUCUGAAAAUUUGUUGAAUAAAUUUCUAAUCACUAUUGUAAUCCUUACAUUCUCAUCAUGUCAUGGAAUAAAGCACAUAUCCAAGGAAGAAAGGAUUGGUCUGAGGGAGGAAGCCAGAGAUAUGUUUUACCAUGCCUACAACGCAUAUAUGUACAAUGCGUAUCCUGCAGAUGAGUUGAUGCCUCUAAGUUGUGCUGGUCGCUAUAGAGGAGUUUCUCCCAACAGGGGAGAUAUUGACGAUUCUUUGGGAAACUUUUCCCUAACCCUAAUUGACACUCUGGAUACUUUGGUUAUUUUGGGUGACUUGGAAGAAUUUGAGCAUGCUGUAAAGCUUAUUAUAAAAGACGUUACCUUCGAUAAUGACGUUGUGGUGUCAGUUUUUGAAACAAAUAUCAGAGUUGUGGGAGGACUUUUGUCAGCACAUAUCCUAAGCGAGUACUUACAACAGAGAGACGGCAUAAUGCCUUGGUAUAAGGGAGAAUUAUUGAACAUGGCGAAAGAUGUUGGAUAUCGAUUACUACCAGCUUUUAAUACGACAACAGGAAUACCUCAUGCAAGAGUGAACAUGAAGUAUGGUUUGAAAAGUGAUCAAUUAGAAUCUGCCCGAGAGACUUGCACUGCAUGUGCUGGUUCCAUGAUUCUAGAAAUGGCUGCCCUUUCUCGACUAACAGGCGAACCAGUGUUUGAACUCAAGGCUCACAAAGCAAUGGAUGAACUAUGGAAAAUGAGACAUCGAAGCUCCGAUUUGAUGGGAACGGUAUUGAAUGUCCAUUCAGGUGAUUGGAUACGACGAGAUUCUGGUGUUGGCGCCGGCAUAGAUUCGUAUUACGAGUAUUGUCUGAAAGCCUAUAUUCUUCUUGGAGAUAAUAAGUAUUUGAAUCGAUUCAACAGGCAUUAUAAUGCUGUCAUGAAGUAUAUUUCUCAGGGACCAAUGCUGUUGGAUGUUCACAUGCACAGGCCACAUACAAACUCCAAAAAUUUCAUGGAUGCACUCUUGGCUUUCUGGCCAGGUCUUCAGGUAUUGAAAGGUGACAUUAAGCCCGCAGUUGAAACUCACGAGAUGCUUUAUCAAGUCAUGCAAAGACACAAAUUCAUUCCAGAAGCUUUCACGACAGACUUUCAAGUUCAUUGGGGAAAUCAUCCUUUACGUCCAGAAUUUCUUGAAUCGACAUAUUUCCUUUACAUUGCCACAGGUGAUCCGUACUAUUUGAAGGUUGGAAAAACUGUUUUGACGAGUCUUCAGAAGUUUGCCAGAGUGCCUUGUGGGUAUGCAGCUGUGAAUGAUGUGAGGACAGGAAAGCAAGAAGACAGAAUGGAUUCAUUUGUACUAUCCGAAACCUUCAAGUACCUUUUUUUGCUGUUCGCCGAUAAAGAUGAUCUCAUUUUGAAUUUGGAUGAAUUUAUUUUUACUACUGAAGGUCAUCUUUUACCGCUCAGUCUUGCGGGCCAUACAAACAAUGGUACGAAACAUUCCGAAUCUGAAACAGAGGACUCAGAUUUUUCUAGAACCUGCCCAAAUACCCUGAGUUUGUUCCCGGAAUCUGUAAGAAAACCUUUACAGCAUAUGGUGGAUGGCAUGUGCCCCAAAAGAUCGCAGAAAAGACGACUUUCAGCAACUGAAUUUUCUGCCGCUAACCUGAAUCAUCUGAAAGUUAUUAAAGAUAUGGGAAUUAAUAUCAUAGCUCUGAAUGAUGGCAGAGUACAGUUGCUCCAUUCUUUUUCAUCGGCUCGAACAGCAGCGGAUGCAGAAGAAGGAUUGAUUUUUAUGCAAGAGAUGGUGGAAUUAUCCAAGUUGCAAGCUCAGCAACCCGAACCUAUUUCCCAAGCAGUUACGGUACCGAUGAAAGAUCAAAAAGGUGAAGAACAUACCAUCGUCAUGCAAGCUGGACCUUCCCAAUUCGGUAAAAAUCUCCAAGAUGGUCAGAAGAUAUCGGCACGAACAUUACUUUUAAAACCUUUUCGUGGCUGCAACAAUAUUGAAGCGUCUGAUUCAAUUGAAGGACGAAUAGCAAUAAUGGAAAGGGGGGAUUGCAUGUUUGUAGACAAGGUGAGGCAAGUCCAAAAGUACGGAGCAGUUGGUGCUAUUAUAUUGGAUAAUGUUUCUGGUAGCAGCGCAGCUAAUUCUCCAAUGUUUUCCAUGUCUGGCGAUGGUACAGACGAUGUAGAAAUACCGGCAGUAUUUCUAUUCAGCCAAGAAGCCUCCAAGUUAUUACUUGCAUUAUCCAAAGACCCAGAAGUUGAGGUUACCAUCAGAGAGCUUAAAGAAUCCGACAAUUUUUCACAAAACGAAGAAGAGAGCAUGUUCCAAAAAUUGAAAUUGUCCGUCCAAGAAUUUCUUAAUAAGCAUACUGGAAUAGCUUUCGCAAAAAAGGUUGAAGUAGGGGGAUUCAGGGCUAUCAUCGGCAACGCUAGAAUAAAAAUUACAUACGAAAAUAACGAACAGGAUGUUCAGCCUGUCGAAGAUACCGUCACGAAUUCUCAGUGGAGUAAAAUCAGAAAAGCAUUGCUGAAGUCGAUCCUAUACUCCGAAACAAAAGAGUUGAUAGUUCCGCUUAAUAUUUUGAAAAUUUAUUACCAGUCUUUGAGUGGAGUGUCUGCAAAAGAGUUGGUUAAAGUCGACAUUAUAAAGCAAACAGAGUGGUUUCUUACGGAACUUUUGAAAGAGUAUCAGAAAAAAGAAGAUGAUUUGGUGAAGGCGGAAAACGAUCAGGGUAUUUCCAUUAUCACAGGCUUCAAUAAAAUGUCGGAGCACGAUAAGCAUGAUUUAAUGGAAACUCUCAAAAAACACAAUUUGAAAGAAAUCAGUUCGCUGUUAGAAAACGUAAACUUGGAAGAUGCUCCUGAAACGACAGAUAUUUUGGAUGAAACUUUCAGCAACCUCAAAUCAGAAUCGGACAAUGAAAUUAUCGUAAGUGAUCAGAAAAGUUAUGAAACUGCAACAGUGCGUGAAAGUGAAGCAACAGAUAACAAGGAUAUUGAUGACAACAUUAAAACAAGGUUCACCCAUUCUAUUGACGAGUUAUGAUAAAAUUUUUGUCAUAUCCCUAGGAUGCGAAGUGAACUAAAUCAAAUUUUCCUUCAGUCAAAUAUUAGUUUGGGUUUUUAAUAUACUUAUAUUAUUCGUACAGAAUGGGCUGAAAUGUUUUUUGAAACCAGCAGCUGUAAAUUCCACAUUCACAUGUCUUUAUUCCAUGUCUCGUUUCAAAUCGUCUCACUAUCAUACCAAGGAAAAUGGUAUAUUAAAAAGAAUUCUUUUUCUAUUUGAUAGGAAUUGACAAAUUGUUGAGUUUCAGAAGAUAAAUAGGUAUCGCGUGUAGUUCCACUGAAAUUCAAAUUACCCGCCAAAAUGGUGCGCUUCUGACAAGUUAGGUACAAUGCUUCCAAUCCCAAAAAUAAAAUUUCUCGGAUUGCAGGAGCGCCAACAAUAUCUAAAAAUUCCAGUGUUGCUAUUUUUUCUCAAAAAAAAUCAUAUAGGAAAAGAGUAUAGACUCUUCACUGCAGUAUUUUCCAUUAUUCCAGAAUUAGUUUUAUGAAAACAUGGAAAGAACGAAAUUCAUUAUUUUUUUUUCAUAAUUAUGGAAGGUUUUGUAUUUUUGUGGCUUCAAAUCAUAGAGGCGAUAUUGAAGGAGGGUUUUUUUAUUUCAAAAUAAUUUUCCUCCGAUUUAUAUUUUUGAGGGACAUGAAUUAACAAUUUUGGAUGUUAUAACAUAAAGAUUUUCCAGUUUCAACUAAUCGAUUUGUGAAAAAAUUUAUGUUAUUGUGUCGCAGAUUUGAAACGAGAUGCUAUAUAUUUAAUUUUUGGUCUAUUCUGUAUUGCCCUGCAUUGUGAUAUACCAUAUAUUUUAUGCCAAAAAGUAACUGUCCCAAACAUGACUCUUUUUAUUAAUAGAAAAAAGAAGAAUAUUAUUAAUUGAAUUAAUAAUAAAACCGAUUUUUGUUUCCUUAGGAAUAUUGAUUCAUUUUGUUGAUUUUCUCUUGUACAUAAAAAGUAACAUUUUAUAGUUAUUCUUCAUCAUUUUUUGUUUUGUACCUUCUUAAAUGUACAUAAACUGUAUAAAAUGUAAGAGAAAUAUUUUUAUAUACAUAUUUAAAAACUGUUAAGUGUAAAUAAACAUUUUAUUACUUGGCAAA